AUGCGCGACACAAAUGACUGCCGACUGAUCGACGAGUCUAGCGAUUGCCGCCCGAAGACUGUUCCCGAAGACACCGUCACACGAGUGACAACAUAUCCGGAAGACAUGGUCAACGAGAACGGCAAGAAGUGCUGUCGCAUACUCUUAGUGGGAGAAUCCGGUGUCGGCAAGACUUCACUCAUAUUCUCGUUAGUGAGCGAAGAGUUCCCCGAAGAGGUGCCCCCGAAGGCCGAGGAGAUCACAAUCCCGGCCGACGUGACGCCCGAAAGGAUCUCC
Molecule: messenger RNA, 276 nt
Organism: Oppiella nova
Lineage: Eukaryota; Metazoa; Arthropoda; Arachnida; Sarcoptiformes; Oppiidae
Source: the annotation of a GenBank genome assembly